AUGGCCAAAAUCAAGGCUCAGGACCUUCGCAGCAAGAAGAAGGAGGAGCUGUUAAAACAGCUGGACGAUCUGAAAGUGAAGCGUUCCCAGCUGUGCGUCGCCAAAGUGACAGGCGGUGCAGCUUCUAAGCUCUCCAAAAUCCGAGUUGUCCGAAAAUCCAUUGCCCGUGUUCUCACUGUUAUUAACCAGACUCAGAAGGAGAACCUCAGAAAAUACUAUAAGGGCAAGAAAUACAAACCCCUGGAUCUGCGGCCCAAGAAAACACGUGCCAUGAGCCGAAGUCUCAACAAGCAUGAGGAGAACCUGAAGACCAAGAAGCAGCAGCGAAAAGAACGCCUGUACCCCCUGCGGAAAUAUGCAGUCAAGCCACAGCUCCCAGUCACUUUCCAGUCACCAGGCGGUCAGCAGCUCUGCGAAGCCCUUGAGGCGAGUCCUGGGGACUGGACAUCUCAGCCUUCCUAUGGGGCUCCCCCUGGCGACAGCGCGUGA
Messenger RNA from Elephantulus edwardii (Cape elephant shrew), 489 nucleotides. RefSeq names its product 60S ribosomal protein L35-like. Gene Ontology annotation, biological process: translation; maturation of LSU-rRNA from tricistronic rRNA transcript (SSU-rRNA, 5.8S rRNA, LSU-rRNA). The record is from RefSeq and is a predicted model, not a curated record. Bases 1 to 489 code for a protein of 162 amino acids. Lineage: Eukaryota; Metazoa; Chordata; Mammalia; Macroscelidea; Macroscelididae. Gene Ontology annotation, molecular function: mRNA binding; structural constituent of ribosome. Gene Ontology annotation, cellular component: ribosome; cytosolic large ribosomal subunit. The transcript has 2 exons.